AUGGCGUGCCCAGGACCACGAUCCGUUGUGUGCCCUUGGCUCGACAGUGUACCUGCAGACGAGCAUCCCCUAUGUUUUUCGCUGGGCAGCAAAAGUUUCAUUGUCCGAAGGAUGAAAGCAGCAGACUAUCCAGAUGUUCGCGCGCUGCUGCCGCUGGUGAGCCGUUGCCAGGAGCAGCUGCAGGAGCCGCAACUAUCGGAGGUACUUCGGUUGCCGACGUACGUGCCCUUCUGCUGCUUCGUUGCAGCUGGUGCUACGGAUGGUCCUGCAGCCGAAGGGUCUGCUGCUACAAACGGGGCAAACGGGUGUGCGCUAAAGGGAGUGGCUGAGGGGCGGCUCUGUGGGUUUUGCGAAGUUUACGUAAUGCCGCACUUGGGUCGCGCAGCAGACGGGCGGCUGGAGAGGGUCAUAGUUGAUCCUGAAUACCGGGGUCAGGGCAUAGGGACGGCGAUGUGCAAGGCGGUACUACAGUUCGCCAAAGAACAACUCGGAUUAGGGAGAAUAGACCUCACUGUCGAGAAAGAAAACGCACGGCACAUCUACACCAAGCUUGGAUUUGAACCCGUUCGCACCGAGACCCUCCGGCUCCAAAACUGA
Eimeria maxima is the source of this 597-nucleotide messenger RNA. RefSeq names its product acetyltransferase domain-containing protein, putative. The record is from RefSeq and is a predicted model, not a curated record. The transcript has a single exon. Bases 1 to 597 code for a protein of 198 amino acids. Gene Ontology annotation, molecular function: acyltransferase activity, transferring groups other than amino-acyl groups. NCBI's taxonomy places the organism in Eukaryota, Apicomplexa, Conoidasida, Eucoccidiorida, Eimeriidae.